Messenger RNA from Caenorhabditis angaria, 399 nucleotides. The record is from the annotation of a GenBank genome assembly. NCBI's taxonomy places the organism in Eukaryota, Metazoa, Nematoda, Chromadorea, Rhabditida, Rhabditidae.
AUGUGUUUUCCAUGUUUUCCAAUUUAUGCAAUCAUUAUUUAUUUUCGUCGAAAAACGCUGAAAAUUUUGAAUUCUUCGACUUCGGGAGGAAUAUUUAUUUCACAAAAAACUCGAGAAUUACACAAACAAUUAAUUCGAGCUUUGACUUUUCAAGCAAUUAUUCCAAUUUUUUGGCUUUCCGCUGCUUCGAUUUAUCUUUUAUUGUUGUUUCGAAUUAUUGAGGGAAGUUUUUAUGAGAAUUUACCAUUUCGAAUUAUGGAAUUGAUGCCAAUGACAACUCCAAUUGUAUCUAUUUAUUUGGUUAAACCAUAUCGAAAUAUUAUUAAAAAUUGGAUUGUGAAAAGUGAAAUUGUUUCAAAACCCAAUUCGAUUAUUGUUUCGACGGCGGCUUCGAAUUAG